Molecule: messenger RNA, 1924 nt
Organism: Oreochromis niloticus (Nile tilapia)
Lineage: Eukaryota; Metazoa; Chordata; Actinopteri; Cichliformes; Cichlidae
Exons: 12
Coding region: 169-1524 (451 amino acids)
Molecular function (GO): GTPase activity
Source: RefSeq, a predicted model, not a curated record
CAUAAUCCCGUGCAACAAAAGCCGCCCAAGCUGACGACGUGGCCAAGGUACGGACCGGGGCGAUUCAAACGAGGCAGACCGGCUUUGUUUGUUGCUAGCUCAUUGAGGUGGAAUUCAUAUGCUUGCUGAAGUCUGUGUGAAACUUUUAAUUCAUCACUGAGUGUAACGAUGUCCGGGAAAAUCAAGAGCCGAAGUGCUGCAAACUCAGACUCGAUAACCGGCGGUGUGUCCUGCGAUGAGCGCAUCUUGCGGGAUUGUCAUCAACUGUACACGGAUCCUGACAGCGGGUUGAUCCCAGUGGCCGAAUCUGUUGGUGUGAAGUUGCUGCCGCCCAGAAAAAAGAUCACUGUGCUGCUGAUGGGGAACCACUCUGCUGGGAAAAGCUCCUUCAUCAACUGGUACGUGGAAGAGCACAUCCAGCGCACUGGAGUAGCUAUUGAGACCCAAGGCUUCAGCUUUGUUACAAGUGGACGCAAGAGAGAGUCUCUCACAGGAAAUGCCACCCUUCAUCUGUAUCCACACUUCAAACCUCUGCAGGAGUUUAAAGGUGUCUCAGAGUACUUGAGCACAGAGAUCUGCACAUCUCGACAGAAACGGUUCAGCUUGGUGACGUUUGUUGAUUCGCCGGGCUUGGUGGACGGCGAUAUGAAGUAUCCAUUUGACGUGGACGAGGUCAUCCUGUGGCUGGGUGAUCUUUGUGACCUAAUUCUGGUCUUCUUUGACCCCAUGGGUCAGGCUCUGUGCAAGCGCACCCUCAACAUUGUGGAGAGCCUGAAUGAAAAGCACGGAGACCGGCUGCGGUUUUACCUGAGCAAGGCUGACGAGGCCGGAGGAGAGUCGGACAGACAGAGGGUGAUGAUGCAGAUUGUCCAGGAGCUCUGCAAGCGGCCGGGACUGAACAAGUGUGGGUUUGACAUGCCCACCAUCUACAUUCCUAAUCCAAAUAAGCCAAGCCGCUGCAUCAACCAGAUCGAGGAGGUUUGUCGCACCAUCGAGAAAACUAUCAACCAAACGGUCCAAAACACACUCAACUCCCUGGAGAGGGACUGCGAGCUCAUUGUUGAGGCUGUCACAGACAAGCUCAUUAAUGACAGGCAGACCACUGUUGAGAACCGACGCGCACGCUGCAAGAGCUGCUUCCUGACUCUGCUGGGCUUCAGCGUCCCUCUGGCUCUGAUGGCGUUUCUGUUGCUGGGCGUUCUGUCCCAGGACCUGCUGGAUGCGGCUCUGGGCCAAGAGGGUACAGAGGCACUCUCCCUCUACCUGAUGCCCGCGGUGAAAAUAUUUCAGUCCCUGUCUGUGGAGCAGCAGCUUUAUGGCUGCGCUGGGCUGGUGCUUCUGUCCUUCCUCCUGCUCAUCAUUGCACGCUUCACCUUCAGAACUCAACCCACUCUAUCGACCAAACAGAAAAGGCAGCUACAGGAGAAGCUGGAGUACGUGCAGGAGGUGGUCAAGACCAAAAAGAAAAAGCUGUAUGAAGACUACCUACGCCAGAGUGUCAGCGAUCACGACAUGGGCUUGUAGGGACGCAUGCACGCAGAUAUCUUCACUGUCACGAAGGACUAGACGAUCACUUUCCAAGAUUCCACACCAGCCUCCGUGCUCUGCAGAACACUUGGUGGUGAACCAUCCAAGUUGUGGUGCUGUGAACUGUGAAGCCACUUUACCCAUUAGAUGAUGUUACCUCUGUUAUAUUAAAAAAAGCGGUUAAACCACACACUACCUGCAGAUGAAAUGAGCUUUUGUUACUGAUCACUUCUUCGUAAACAUUUUAUACACAUGUAUCAGUGCCUCUUCUCUGAAAUGAUUUCAGGCUUAUACCACUUUAAGAUAUUUAAACAUUUCCAGACUAUUUAUAAUAUUUCUGUAUGAGACCUAAAGCACUGCUUUGUGUGAGUCACUUUCUAUGAGACACUGUUUCUGA